CAAACCGUACACUGUCCAUUCCUAACCGUAUCUAAUACUAAUACAGAUAUUGAGUCAACUAUGGCUGCCGGAACCCAUAGCUGGAAUCUUCCAUUUCUGUAGAGUUUACUCAAUUUAGACUUCUUUUCUUUUUCCCCCAAUCCCUCUUCUUCUCCGAAGCUUUCUUCCACCAUAAAUUCGCUUCAAACUCUAUCCCCAAACCACAAGCUCCUUCCCUUACGAUCGCGAUGGAAGGAGCUCAGGCGGCCGCUUCCGGCGGGAGUGGUCCGGCGCCGUUCUUGUUGAAAACUUACGAUAUGGUGGAUGAUUCUGCCACGGACGAGAUCGUUUCGUGGAGCGCAAGCAAGAGCAGCUUCGUGGUUUGGAAUCCGCCGGAGUUCAGUCGCCUUCUCCUUCCAACGUAUUUCAAGCACAAUAAUUUCUCCAGCUUCAUUCGUCAGCUCAACACCUACGGGUUUCGAAAGAUUGACCCUGAGAAAUGGGAAUUUCAGAAUGAGGAUUUUGUGAAAGAUCAAAAGCAUCUUCUUAAGAAUAUCCACCGAAGAAAACCAAUUCAUAGCCACAGUAAUCCUCAAGGUUCUUUAGCCGAUUCAGAAAGAGCAACUCUUGAUGAAGAAUUAGAGAAGCUUUCACGUGAAAAAUCUGUGCUCGAGGAAAAUAUUUCUCAUUGCAAACAGCAGCUAAUGGAAAAGCCUCAAUUGGAAAUCGUAACACAGCGGGUGAAUGGUAUAGAGAAAAGGCAAGAUGAUUUGCACUCUUUUUUAGAGAAAGCUGUUAAAGAUCCUGCUUUCGUAGAUUAUCUUGUUCAGAAGAUUGAAUCUAUGGAUUUCGGAUCAUAUAAUAAGAAAAGGCGACUGCCUGAAGUUGAAUAUUCACAGCCAGUUGUUGAAAAUGGUUUUGUGGAAAACCACAGUAGUUCAAGAGCCGAAUUUGGGAAUAUUUUCCACCAAGAUUUCUCAAAUAAGCUGAGAUUGGAACUAUCACCAGCUGUUUCAGAUAUGCACCUGGUUUCAAAUAGCACCCAGAGUUCCAAUGAAGAUGGAGAAAUUUUGCACAGGAAAAUAUCUGAGCCAGAACUUAGAGGUGCGCGUGUAAGAGCAGAAGGCCUCUUCCUUGCACCCGAACCAUUAGAGCUUUCAGAUACAGGGACAUCGUUUGGAUUUAAAAUGGAUUCAUCUUUGUCACGAAAACAGCCAACUAAUGGAAGCCCCGGAUUGCGCUCAUUGCAGACAAAUUUGACUUCUAGCGAAGAAGGCGAUGGCCAAAUUUCCUGUCUAUUAAAUCUGAGCCUAGCAUCUUCUCCAUUUGAAGUAAACAACCAUCCUUAUUCAGCUGGCAUGCCCCAACUAGGUCAGGGUAUCAGGAAACCCCUGGAAUUAAGAUUUGGUGCCAAUCCAAGAGAAUCUGAAACUAGAUUCUCUUCGAUGAAGAAAACUGUGGCCGAUGGAGGAAAAAAUCUACCGUCUUCCCAAGAGGCUGCAACUACUAAUCAAGGGUCAGUAGCUGCUCCGGGUAAAGUGAACGACGUGUUCUGGGAGCAGUUUCUAACCGAAAGACCAGGCUGUUCAGACAAUGAAGAGGCAAGCUCUAAUUACCGUGCAAGUGCGUAUGAUGAUCUGAACGAUGGAAGAUUAGGUAAUGGACUAUCAAGAAGUUCUAAGAACGUAGAACAGCUUACACUCUGAACACUAAAUUAGGAGUUUCUGACCGAUUGGUGGUGUCUCCUACUUCUUCUCAUACGUAUAAGAUUCACUCAUAAUUAGAUGCCAAACACAUUGCCUAAUUUGUUUGGUUUUUAACUUAAAAUCCAUUUCUUGGUCCUAUUAUAGAUUGUGUUCAAGGCCAUCUGGUUGCCACUGUACUAAGAAGAAGAAUGUUUUAGAAGUAUAGCAUUGACACGAGCAUUGUACAAAUUUAUUAAAUUUAUGAUGUAAAUUUUUAAUUCUAUGAUUAGGGAUGACAUAUAUAAGUAUUUCCGUCACUUCCAUUCUACAA
Humulus lupulus (European hop) is the source of this 1995-nucleotide messenger RNA. Its product is annotated as heat stress transcription factor A-5. Gene Ontology annotation, cellular component: nucleus. The transcript is spliced from 2 exons. The coding region runs from base 228 to 1685 and encodes 485 amino acids. Lineage: Eukaryota; Viridiplantae; Streptophyta; Magnoliopsida; Rosales; Cannabaceae. Gene Ontology annotation, biological process: regulation of transcription by RNA polymerase II. The record is from RefSeq and is a predicted model, not a curated record. Gene Ontology annotation, molecular function: DNA-binding transcription factor activity; RNA polymerase II cis-regulatory region sequence-specific DNA binding.